This is a messenger RNA of Antechinus flavipes (yellow-footed antechinus), 1709 nucleotides long. RefSeq names its product protein interacting with cyclin A1 (gene PROCA1). The coding region runs from base 611 to 1528 and encodes 305 amino acids. The transcript is spliced from 4 exons. Gene Ontology annotation, molecular function: A2-type glycerophospholipase activity. Gene Ontology annotation, biological process: phospholipid metabolic process; arachidonate secretion. NCBI's taxonomy places the organism in Eukaryota, Metazoa, Chordata, Mammalia, Dasyuromorphia, Dasyuridae. The record is from RefSeq and is a predicted model, not a curated record.
GGAACUUGUCCCAGGGGCUUUGGGCCCUGAAUGGGGGGGGGGGGGGCAGCGGUGCCGGGCUCUGCCUCGGGGAGCCCUUGUCGGGUGCCUCCGGACGACCACAGGGGAGGGGGCUCUGCCCGAGCUGGGCCCAGAGCCUUCUGCUCCUCCGCCCAUGGAACGCUCCGGGCUGCCCCCUCCCCAGAGGGCAUCGGCCGGAGCUGGCCCCUGUGCCGGGAGGGCGGCGGGAAGGGGGCCGUGGUCUCGGGCCCAGCUGGGGGGGGUCUGGGGUCCACAGCUCCAGGGGGGUCUGAGGCCUCUGGGAGAGCCGGGAGAAGGGGGAAAGGGAGGGAUGGUGAGGGGGAGAAACAAAAGGGAGGCCAAGGGGAGGGGAGAGGCAGACAAAGGGGAAGGGGUGAGGGGGAGGAAGGGGCAGGGGAUAGGAGGUGGGGGUGGCAAAGGGAUGGAAAGAAAAGGGAGAGGAGGGUGUGUGAAGAAGGGGGAAGAGGGAGGGGGCUAGGCCGGGGGCCUUAGCCCCUCCCCGGCAGAUCAGGCCACCCGCGGCCUUGGGGGCUGUAUAAGGCUGCGGGGGGAGGAGAGACUCGCUCGGAGACUCGGAGCUGGCCAGGCCAUGAGUGCCCGGGGCUGCUGGCUGGGGCUGCCGCUGCUGCUGACCGCCGUGGCCGGGGGCCUGGGGGCCGCCCCCCACCGGGCCAAGAGGGGCUUCACUUACCCGGGCACGCUGUGGUGCGGGGCGGGAAACAACGCCGAGAGCUACGAGCAGCUAGGGGAGCUGGAGGAGACAGACAGAUGCUGUCGAGAGCACGACCAGUGCCAGCAGGUCAUCCACCCCUUCACCAUUGGCUACGGCCACCACAACUUCCGCUGGCACACCAUCAGCCACUGCGACUGCGACGCUCGGCUGAAGGCGUGCCUGCGGCAGGUGAACGACGCGGCGUCCCGAGCCGUGGGCCAGGCCUUCUUCAACGUCAUCCAGGUGCCCUGCUUCGAGCUCACCUACGAGGAGCAGUGUGUGGAGCGCUACUGGUGCAAAAGCUACGGGCCCCGGCCGCGGGCAGUGCUGCAGGAUCCCGCGCUCUACGAGUUUGGGGGGCCCACCCUCCGCGUCCCGCCGCCCGGCAGCACCACCCCCCCGGGGCGUCCCCCCCGAAGCCGGAGGGUCCGGCUCCCCACGGCCACUCAGGGUGGCAAGGGCGCCUGGAAGGGGAAGAAAAAGGAGAAAAGGACCAAGAAAAAGGGCCUCUCGCUGACACCCCCUGGCUGGGAGCCCCGGCUGGGCAGAGAGCCAGAGGAGGGGAAGAGCUCUGUGCCCCCCGGCCAGGAGGGCGCGGCCCCGGACUGGGGCGCCCAGGACCGCGGCUCUAACGACAUCCUCCAGGAUGAGCUCGAAGCCGAGGGGCCGGCAGGGCCUCCCAGAGCGACCGAGGUCAAGGCCAUGGGCCGGUCAAAGGGGAGGAGGAAGGGGCGUCGAGGGAGGAACGGGCCCGGGAAGAGCGUGGCGCCCUCGACGGGGCCGAGCCUCAGCUGAGGGGCAGCGGGCACCAGGCGCUCUCCCUCGCUCCUCCCCUGGCACCGGUGCCCGGGCAGGGCUUUCUGGUGGCUGUCCAGGGGCUGUCAGCUCCCGGGGGCUCUGUGGAGAGGGCCGGGUGUGAGCGGAAUCCAGAUGAAGCCACAAUAAAAACUCUUGGGGCGGAGCCCCACCCCCAGGG